Pleuronectes platessa (European plaice) is the source of this 2845-nucleotide messenger RNA. It is a transcript of the gene rln1, whose product is annotated as relaxin 1. The record is from RefSeq and is a predicted model, not a curated record. The transcript is spliced from 2 exons. Gene Ontology annotation, molecular function: hormone activity. NCBI's taxonomy places the organism in Eukaryota, Metazoa, Chordata, Actinopteri, Pleuronectiformes, Pleuronectidae. The coding region runs from base 215 to 751 and encodes 178 amino acids. Gene Ontology annotation, cellular component: extracellular region.
UUGAUGAAUGAACUACUGAGUGAGACUAUAAAAGGCUGCGUCCACUGACCAAGAGAGAAGAAGAAGAAGAAGAAGAACCAAACGUGGCUCACAACGACGAGAAGAACAGAAAACCUCCAGGGAAGCAGCAGCAGCAGGAGACCCGAGCAGAUCGGUGCUCCCCUGACCCAGACCGGCUCCGCUCGUCCACUCACUUUCAGGAACAAGUGCAAAAAUGCUGUGGAGAUUGACUGCUGCCGUGGCCGUGGUGUGUGUCGUUGGCAUGUGCGGCUGUGUGAGGGCGGAUGUCAUGAGCAGGCUGAUCGCACCGAGGGACUACGGCGUGAAACUGUGCGGGAGGGAGUUCAUCAGAGCCGUCAUCUUCACCUGCGGAGGCUCCCGCUGGAAACGAGCCACAGGGGGCGACUCAGAUUCUUUCCAGUGGAGUUCUCUCAGUGACAUCACAGCGGGGGACAGCAGCCUGCACAGCUGGCAAAGUGGCGCCGAGCUCCCAGAGAACCGCUCUCCUCCCCAGGUCGUCUCCCCUCACUCCCUGGCAGACCUCCUGGCUCUGUACGCGGCCGCAGGAGAGCGACGGCAGCAGCCGCUGGAGAGAUCUCUGCCGGCCACACUUUUAGGCGAGCAAGAUGGGAGUCCAGAGGCAGACGACUGGACCAUGGUGAGCAAGAAGAAGAGGAACUUUUCUCUGGGUGUGGCGGGGAUGUGCUGUAGCCAGGGCUGCACCAAGAAUGAUAUCGGACGAUUGUGCUGAGUUUUGGAGGAAGAGAGAAGAAGGGAGGAGGAGGAGGGAGGGGGUGAUGUGAUGGACAGUAAUAGACAGAUGUGGGAAGAUGGAGGAGAGCAAGUGCACAUCUAUUUAUUCUCAGUCAUGUCUUAUUGUAAAAAUCCCUGUGUCGUCAUAUUUUUAUUUAUUCUCCAUAUUUUGUCCCGGAGAUCCAGUUCUGUGUACGUUCGGCAUCAUUUACAAUAAAAUUGAAAUACUGUGUAAAUAGGAAUAUUGUGUAUUGUCUGUGACCCUUGUUUUAAUAUGCCUCUGUCGUCUCUCCUGCAAACUGUCGAAGCCAAAACAGGCAAAUAUCCCAAUUUAAUGUGGUUCUAAACCCCCUGAGGACACUAUUGUGUUUCUUAAACCGUUUCUGACUCAACAACAACCCCUGAACAAAAUUCUAAAUGUAAAUAGAUGAAGUUUAAUGUGAGAGAAAAAAGCCCCAUUUAGAUUUUAAACAGUAUAAUUUUGAAUGUCCAUAGUACUGCAUUAGGUUUUUUUUUUAGUAAAAGUAUAAACACUCUUGGACUAUACAACAUCCGCCUCAAUAUUUACAUCUAUGUACAUGUAUUAAAAGGUAGCUGCAUCAGAUGACAAUCCAUUUAUUUAAAAAGUGAAAUAAAAUGGAAAUGAAUAAAAAGAAAAAAUAUCAGUUAAACAUUCUGUUGUUCACAUUUCACAAUAAACUGAUAUUUGAUGUAACACAUAUAUCGCAACAGAAGCACCGCAAACAGAAAAGUCUCAUUCACAUCACACUUGACUCGGAUCUUCAGUAUAAAUAUGUCCCGGAGGCUCAGGAGCUCACAGACACACUUUGUCCUCAUCAGUGACUCAUUCAUGCAGAGGGGACCCGUCCUCUGAUAUGUUGUGUGCCUGCGUGGUUGUGUGUCUCGUCUGUUGUGCACUCAAUUAACUUCGGAAAUUCCAACCAAAAGAGGCCGUUCCCCAAAUUUGAGUUUCCUCUCACGAAUCCCGCACUUCAUCCUAUAACAUUUGGCAUGUAAAGUUUUAAACUUUUGAAAAAUCGAAAUCAAACAAGAUUAUGUUUGACCUGUUUUACAACAACAAACACUUCCCUUCAUAACUUUCACCACACUUUUCACAUCAUGUAGCUACAGGCUGAUAUUAUAGCAUUGUAACGUUAAAAACUUCAAACUGUAUCUAGAAAAUAUAUAUUCAUAUAGUCAUUCGUAACAAAAACAAUGUCAUCAUUUCCCUGGGUGUAAUCCCUAAAAAACAACUUCUAUUGUCCCCGACAUCGUCUGGACUUCGUGAUCAAAGAGCUUCAUGAGCAGGUUUUGCUGUUUGAAACAUUUCAACUCCACGUAUUGAUGUAAACAAAGUGUUUGUGUUGCACUGAAACUGAACUUCCGCUGCCUCAGCACAAGAUGAUCAUCAGUGGGUCAUGAGUAUCUGCCAAGUCCAGGGUCAUGGCACAAAUAGGACUCCAGCUCCACCUGUAGGGAUCUUCAUAGAACUUCAACAGAGGCAUGAUGUCCUUCAUCAGUCCUACAGUCACAUUGUAGCCGAAUGGUUUGGGAGCAUUUGUGUUUCUAGUGGAAUCCUUCAUCUUGGAGAGACAGUCUGUGAUCCACAUUGUUUUUGUCAAAUAAACGCUCCGAAAUAUACUGAAAAAAAUAUGUAUCAAGCAAGAGUCUGGUUUCAGUUACCAUCACUCAUCGAACAGUCUGUUGGGAAUCCCAACAAGUCGCUGCUCAUUUCCCAAUAAUACAAAUCCAAAAUAAAAGGUCGGAGUUAUUCACAAAAUUAUGCUUGUGUGCGAUUUACACAAGUUACUUGAACUGCAGGAAAUAUUUGAUCCACAAAAAGCAUUUCCUUUCUCCAGUCAAUGACUAACGUAUGAAACAGUUUAUCUCACUGUGAAAUGUUCUCACGCGUCAUAAAUGAUUUGUUGUUCGGUGUCGAGUGCUUGUUAAUGAGGCUGAACAGGAAGUGGAGAGCAAUGAGAAGGAAACAAGUGAGUCAGCCUCUGGACUGAACUGCUGCGGUGGACACAUUCAUCCUCAUCCUUCCUUGGCCUCUCGCACCGACUCCACACUGUUGAUUAAGGUCUUGAAA